AUGGUGCUAAUGGAUCAGGACGGCGGCGCUGCUCCGGCUGUGGCUCCUCGAAACCCGGGCGAGGGCGGCGGCGCUGCUGCUCGCCCAGCGGUGGACAAGGAAGUGGACUUCGCGAACUACUUCUGCACGUACGGGUACCUGUACCACCAGAAGGAGAUGCUCUCCGACCGCGUCCGCAUGGACGCCUACUACAACGCCGUGUUCGACAACGCGGCUGAGCACUUCCGUGGCAAGGUCAGUCUCCUGCCCCUACUCCCCUGUCUCGUGGUCCGUGUUUGUUGGUGUUCUUGAGCGGAAUGCACUUCUUGCAGUUGGAAUUCGUUUAUCGCUUUUGUUCAUUUUUGGGCAUAGCUUCCAAGUGAGAUUGAUGUCCAUAGAUACAGCAGGGCAUCUUUCAAGUUUACAAUCUGAAAGCGUCUCGCCGGGAGGCCGUUUAGGGUUUGGAGGCAGGGUAGAAACAGCGGGCCUUCGACAAACUGACGGACGUAGCCUUUGGUCUGUCGUUGAUGCGAGGGUGGAACCUGGGUUUGCCCGUUUUAUUCAUCUAUAAGCGCACAAAAACCAUCCACUCGUAGAAACUAUUAAGUCAUCAUUUAUAGAUAUGCCUUCUUUCAUUAGGAAAAGUUGUUCGAGGUAUCUCCGGUCUAGGCGCGAGUUCCGGGAGCAUUUAUUUCUGUCUGAGUUCUCGAGGGUGCCACGGUUCCCUUGUGGUCUAGAAUGUUGAUAUUAAGCUCCCGGUAUGCAUCUGUUUUCUAUUCUUUCCGAUGGGAUUCGCCUUGAUAUCUUGGUCUUUGGGAUUUAAACGCGUCAUGCCUUGAUACACGUGGAGUUUGGGCUCUACUCUAUCGGUCGCAUUUCUCCAUAGAUUCUUAGAAUAAUCAAGCCGGUUCUGAUUUCUUCUGUGCAUCAAACAAGGUUGUCUUGGAUGUGGGGACAGGCAGUGGCAUUCUUGCCAUCUGGUGUGCGCAGGCUGGCGCGAAGAAGGUGUAUGCCGUUGAAGCCACAAAAAUGUCUGAACACGCCCGUGAGCUCGUCAAAGCAAAUCAAGUCGAGGAUAUCGUCGAGGUCAUUCACGGCUCCAUGGAGGAUGUAGAACUGCCAGAGAAAGGUUGGCAGAGAAUUUUAAUCUGGGAGUAAAUCAAGUUCAUAUUAUCUUGCUUCUGCCUUUUCCUGCCCUCCUCACUGCCCAUUAAUGGUAUUUCCUCUCCCUUGCAGUUGACGUUAUAAUAUCCGAGUGGAUGGGCUAUUUCCUCCUGCGCGAAUCCAUGUUUGACUCCGUGAUUUGUGCACGUGAUCGUUGGCUGAAACCAGAUGGAAUGAUGUGAGUUUUUGAGUAAUUAUUUUGCUAAAUAUCAAGUUUCUUUAGAUGAUAAUUUUGACAAUGCAAUUCUUGAGUGUUCCAGCUUCUUGACAAACAAUUGAUAUCUCUAUGGUUUUAUUAUUAAAACUUUGGAAUUCUGUGUCUGGUUUUUUACCCCUAUUGAAUUCAUCUCCUGGAGUUUAAAAUGCCAAAAAGAUUUAUUCGAGCAGUUUUAACUCUUCAUUCUUUGACGCUUGAGAUACUUUUUCCCUGAAGGACUUUUCGUCCUACUGGGCCUGGCCCUGUAUAUUUUUAUCCCUGAUCAUCAUGAAUUGGACUUCCUAAAAGAAAAUUUCAUCGUUUUUGUCUCACAAGAUUCUAGCCGAAUAGAUUUUAUUUUAUUUUUUGGAUUGUUUGGUUUUGGACACCUGCAUACGAUCUAUUUAAGGAAUUUUCCGGCUUCUUUCUUAGAUGCUUGUGAUGCUUUUUCCCUGCAGGACUGUUCUUCCUACUGGACCCAGUAUAUCUUUAUGCCUGAUAAUCCUAAAUUGGACUCUCUAAAAGAAGAAAAUCUCUUCUUUUUGUCCUACAAGAUUCUAGCCGAAUGGGACUUGUUCUUAUCUUAUUCGGUAGCCUUAUUUGGUUCUGAUGGUUCUCUCAUGUUUUCAGGUACCCUAGUCAUGCUCGUAUGUGGCUGGCUCCUAUCAGGUCUGGUCUAGGAGAGCAGAAGAAGAACGAUUUUAAUUCUGCAAUGGCCGAUUGGUAUAGCUUCGUUGACGAAACCGAAGCUCACUAUGGCGUUAACAUGGGUGUUUUGACGAAAACUUUCCACGAAGAACAUGAGAAAUAUUUUCUCCAGGCGAGUCUCGCACCCAUCGUUUUAGUUUUAGCCUAUUAAUAUGCAUCCAGAGAGAGAGAGAGAGAGAGAGAGAGAGAGAGAGAGAGAGAGAGAGAGGACACGAAAUCAAUCAUACAUCUUCGCUCAUCUUUUAUCAUCCACUUAUUCAUGUUCAUGUAUGAAAACUUUACUCUUCUUCCUUUCAGACGUCACUAUGGAAUAAUGUCCACCCGAACCAGAUUGUUGGGUCCUCUGUUGUCAUCGAGGAGAUCGAUUGCCUGACAGCCACAGUGGAUGAUAUCCGUACUGUCACGGCAGAGUUCUCCUCAUCAGUUGAGACUGAUCGCACACACAUCUCUGGAUUUGCCGGGUGGUUUGACGUUCAUUUCCGGGUACGCGGUUUUGAUAUUUAUUUAAAUCUCCAAUUUUAUUUAUAUCUCUGGUCAUCUGUGACCAAGCUCUCGACAGCAUUAUAGAUUUGGUUGAUAUGAUUCUUUCUGAAAUUCCGCAAUUAAAAAAAAAAACCUGCCAUUGCGAAACAGAUCAGAGUGCUUUGCCCACAGCUGGUAAAACAAAUUCUCAUUUUUUUUUUCUGUUGCUCAGGGAAAUGCCCAAAAUCCUGCGAGGCAUGAGGUCGAGUUGACCACAGCUCCUAGCGUUGACGACUGCACGCACUGGGGUCAACAGGUUCUGUCCACUGCUCUUGUCCCCUGUCUAGUUUUCCUCAUCUCCGAUCAGACGAGUCUUUACCUCUCCAGCCGUCGAACUCUGGUUUUCAUGGCAAUGCUGGUUACUUCAUCGUAUUCAGCCUCCUCGCGGAGCCUUUUGCUCCAUUUUUGGGCAUCUGGGGCUGAAAAUCUUCUUCAUUUUUAUCAGGUAUUUCUGCUGCAUCCCCCCAUCAGGGCGUGCGUGGGGGACACUGUCCAUGUCUCCUUCACGAUGAGCCGAUCCAAGCAGUACCACCGGCUGAUGGACGUGGAAUUCACCACAACGCUGCACGCAUCGUCGGGGAAGUCGCUGCAACCUCGCACCGCCAAGUUUUACAUCGAGUGA
Messenger RNA from Spirodela intermedia, 3191 nucleotides. Lineage: Eukaryota; Viridiplantae; Streptophyta; Magnoliopsida; Alismatales; Araceae. The record is from the annotation of a GenBank genome assembly.